AUGUUUCAUUUUGGCGUUGGAUUUUUGCUUCUGACAUCAUCUGAGAGUUUUGUUGGCCCGUUUCAUUACUCUCCAACCGCCACUGUAGGAAUGCUCAAGGAGAUAAUUGUCUCUGAAUGGCCUAAAGACAAGAAUAUUGUUCCAAAAGCAGCUAGUGACAUCAAGUUUAUAAAUGAUGGUAAGAUGUUGGAGAAUGGUAAAAUUGUUGCUCAGUGUAAAGCUCCAUUUGAUGAUCUCCCUAAAUCCGUCAUUAAAAUGCACGUUGUCGUGCAACCGUGUCCAACAAAACCAAGACCAGGUCUUAUUCUGUUGCUUUCUCACCUCAGUACAUCUUGCUUAUAG
This is a messenger RNA of Brassica rapa (field mustard), 342 nucleotides long. RefSeq names its product membrane-anchored ubiquitin-fold protein 4-like. Lineage: Eukaryota; Viridiplantae; Streptophyta; Magnoliopsida; Brassicales; Brassicaceae. The record is from RefSeq and is a predicted model, not a curated record.